Dioszegia hungarica is the source of this 2208-nucleotide messenger RNA. RefSeq lists its product as uncharacterized. Bases 1 to 2208 code for a protein of 735 amino acids. Gene Ontology annotation, molecular function: long-chain fatty acid-CoA ligase activity. The record is from RefSeq and is a predicted model, not a curated record. Gene Ontology annotation, biological process: long-chain fatty acid metabolic process. The transcript is spliced from 18 exons. Gene Ontology annotation, cellular component: membrane; endoplasmic reticulum. Lineage: Eukaryota; Fungi; Basidiomycota; Tremellomycetes; Tremellales; Bulleribasidiaceae.
AUGCCUCCCCGACCCUUCCCCGAUGAUAUGGAUUUGACGAAGCAGGGUGUGGAGAUCCCUGGGAGUGCUCGACCUGGAUGGAGUGGUGUUUGGAGAAACGGUAUCUGGGACCGGUCAGUCCUGUACGGCCCUGACGAGCCCAAGUCCCUCUUUGAGCUUUUUGAACAGUCCGUCGCUCGUCACCCCGACCGCAACUUAUUCGUGCAGCGCGAAAUCAUCCCUACCGGAGUCGUCAAGCCCGUCGGUACUAUCGAGUACAGCACCAGCCUAAAGUCUACCACAUACGCAGCCGUCCAGGCCCGCCGUAACAACCUCGGUUCCGCGCUGCUCGCGCUGGAGCGGGAGGGCCGAUUGGGCGGACGCGAAGGCACCGCCGCGGGCGUGUUGCCCGCUGAGAUCACGCACCCUCACAUCCCGCAUUAUGGGACGCACAACCGCCGGAAGGUGGGCGCGAGGCGAGGAUGGGCGGUCGGUGUCUGGAGCAAGAACAGGGAGGAAUGGCAGGUCGUCGACCUGGCGUGUCAUGCGUACGGGCUGGUCGGGGUGAGUCUGUACGAGACCCUCGGUCCGGACGUCGCCAAGUACAUCACCAACCACUGCCCGCUCUCGAUUGUCUUUGCGGCGACCAACCACUUGGCCGAUAUGCUCCAGAUUGCCAAGGCUUGCCCCACGCUCCGGGUCAUUGUCAGUAUGGACCCCAUGACCCCGACGGAGAUGUCGGUUCUGCAGGCUUGGGCGAGCAGCGUCGACGUCGAGCUACUCACUCUGGCCGAUAUGGAGGUUUGGGGCGCGCAGCAGGGGAUCUGGACCGAGCCGGGACCGCUGGCCGGCGAGGAGGAGCUCGACAUGAAGCGUGUCAUCACUAUCAGUUACACCAGUGGAACUACCGGCGACCCGAAGGGUGUCGUCCUCACGAGCGAGAACUUGGCGCUUACUGCCGUCUCGAACGCCAUGGGCGCGACCGAGAUGAUGCGGAAAGGCGACGAGUGGCGAUACCUCUCCUACCUCCCGCUCAGUCACAUUUACGAGCGAUUCAUGCAGAUGCUGGUCUGGUACGGUGACGGUACUGUCUGCCUGACGACCGGCGACCCUGCUCGUCUGCUCGAGGACGCCCAGAUCCUCAAGCCGCACGUUAUGGCCGGUGUGCCGAGGGUAUGGAAUCGGAUCCACGCGGCGGUCAAGACGCAAAUGGCAGCUGGAGGUCUCAAGGGCGCACUGCUCACCAAGGCGGUCAACACCAAGCUCGAGAAUUGGCGGACCAAGGGCGAGGUCAAGCACGCAGUAUACGAUGCGCUCGUCUUCCGCAAGAUCCGUAACCUCCUCGGCGGGAACUUGCAAUACUGCUCUUCUGGGGCGGCACCGCUCUCGGGCGAAGUACACGAGAUGCUCAAGAUUGCGUUCGCUUGCGAUGUGAUCCAGGGUUUCGGUAUGACCGAGUCUUGCGGGACUGGAACCAAGGGUGUACCAUGGGACAUUACCGCCACCGGGACUUGCGGGCAGAUCCAGCCUGUCAACGAUGUCUGCUUGAUGGAUGUACCAGAGAUGGGCUACACCAGCAAAGACUCCCCCAACCCUCGUGGAGAGCUGUGCAUGCGGGGCGCAAACAUCUUUGUCGGUUAUCUUCACGAUGAAGUCAACACGGCCAAGACGAUCGACCCGGACGGAUGGAUGCACACCGGAGACGUCGCGGAGAUCGACUCUUGUGGUCGUCUGAAGAUCGUCGACCGUAUCAAGAAUGUCGUCAAGCUCAGUCAGGGCGAGUACGUCGCGCUCGAGAAGCUCGAAGGAAUGUACGCUCUUGACCCGACCUUUGCCUCUUUGCUCGUACACGGCGACUCCUCACGUUCGUCCCUCGUCGCUAUCGGCGUGCUCGACCCCGAGCGCGCUGCGGGGCUCGUCUCUGCUAUCCUCGGGACCAAGAUCACCGCUGGUGACGUGGCGGGCUUGGAGACUGCGGUGCAGCACCCGAAGGUCAAGGCGGCUGUGCUUGGUAAUUUGGCCAAGACAUCCAAGAAGUACAAGCUCAACGGAUUCGAGAUGGUCAAGGGUGUUCACUUGACUAUUCAGCCAUUCGCGGAGGAGGUACUCACCCCCACGCUCAAGGUUAAGCGCAACAUCGCGGCCAAGAGGUACAAGAAGGAGAUUGACGCGGCGUAUGUCGAGUCGGAAGCUGCCGAGGCGGGAGGCAAGACCAAGAUCGUCCUUUGA